GUGAAGAUCAGGGAAGAUCAAACUACCUACUGUAGGUUGACCCCUGAGCCUCCGUGUCUCCUCUUCAAGGAUAAAGGCUACACAUUUAGGAAACCAUUACAGGUAAGGAAACAAAUAUCCUCGAGGUGACUUCAAAAAAUAUUGGUUAGAUUUAAAGUAUAUUAAAACAGCCUUGGUAGACUGACGUACUGAUAUACUAUAAAUCUAAAUAUACCAAUAAUGGCUUUAUAUUCCUCUGAUAUACAUUACUUUGCAUAGAACUAAUUUUAAAUAUGCUAAAAACAGAAAAGUAUAUGAAUCAUUCAGAGUUAUCUUUUUAACACGACAUUAAUAGUCGUACUAUCAAAUAUCAUGAUUUUGCAUUUAACAAAAAAAUAAUAAAAACAGAUAAAAAUGAAACUGUGGGAUUUCAAUGACAAUUGCAAAUGCCAAAAAAAAGUUAUUUUGAGUGCUAUCUGUCAUGUACUGCUUCACAUUUGUUGUCUGCAACAACACAUUCAAACUUGAAACACAAUAUUCACCCUUGACCUUAACAAAGGUGAUUUAUUUUGUGACCACUUUAAGCGGAGAUUCCACUAACAUUUACUCACCUACUAAGAAAUAGAUCCAGUGACGAGGACAGAUUUAAGAAUUACAUGUGCAGGGCUGAUGUUGGUACAAUGAGGAUUUGGAAUUAUGUAAUGUAUUGUAAUCUAAUGACUGCAACCUCUACAGAGAUUACUGUAACAUGGCAACACUGAUACUGCAGAUUUAUUUAAGAGGGUAGCUAUAAAUGCUGGCAGAAAACGGAGCUACUGCGGACUUUAUGGACUCAAAAAAGAAGUAUGCUUACACUUGCUGACAAUUUAUAAAUAAUUUUUGGCAAAAACUUGCUGAUUACAUCUCUGCUUCAUGAGUUCAACUCCUUAUUGACUUCUUUUUGCCUGAUUUGUAUUAAAAGUGCUGCAUUACAGGCGGCUUUCUCGAAUUAUUUUUAAUCUAUGACAGCACACUUGUGUACCGAACAGCAGCCCACCAACUAACAGUGCACUGAUGUUGUACUGGGAAUACAAACUCACUUUUUUAUGACUUGGGCAGAACAACUACAUCCUGUGUCCUGUAUGUGUUUCCAGUACUCCUGAGUCAACCUUGCCAAAGCCACAAUGUCACAAUUCUGUACAAUGCCAACUGGAGAGAGGAAGAAGCAUGCAGCAGCUAUUUGCCGAGAGGUCCAUGGUACCAAUGGUAUGACUUUAGUUUUGAGGCUUACUGCUGCAAGAGAAUAUCAUACUGAUCGAGGUUCAAAAUGUCAGGGCUGCUCUCCAGCUCCUCCAUACAUAAGCCAACGGGAUGAUUUAAAGCCUAUAGUGGCUAGUCCUUUGUCGUUGUCCUUUUCAAAACUCUAUUUCUGGAGAGGGGAGGGAAGCUGUGUCGGCCAACUGUGUGGCUGUUUGUUAUGUGACGGUCCGUGACAGCUGGGGUACAUACCGUCUGUAGUGGUGGAUGAGGAAGCAUCCUGUACAUCCAAAAAGCUCAUUCUCAAGUACAUUGAUAACCCAUGGUCCAUGACAGGGCUUAGAUCAUGGAAAAUGUGAAUUUUUCAGAUUCCUAAGUAUGUCAUGGACACUCCCAAAGCUCGUCACUUGAGGAUUGUAUUCAGGAACAUUUAGAUUUUCUAUCCAGCCCUUCGCACAUCUAAAACCAGUACUGGAUCAACCCACAAGCAGGGCCCAGGGUAAAAAUACUGUCACUAUCAUUCAUCCUUGUUCUUCCCAAGUAAGAUGGUGAUAACUCCAUUAUAUAAUUUUUUUUUUAAAGAAUAUGCAAAAGCUUAAAAGUUACAAGGGUAGAGAAUUCUGUAGUGCUUAACCCUCAAAAUAAGUUGACAGGAUGUGACAUUUACUGAGACACGAGGAGAUUUGUUAGACAGUAAAUAUUAUACAGGAGUUUUCUGUCAGAUGUUGUGAUUGCUUAAGAAAUUUGGAAUUUGUAGGGAAUCCAUGAUUGUGUCAGGCAGCUGCCUCCUUUUUCCCAGUACUGGCUCCUCAAGAACAAAAAGAAGACAUAGUUUGUUAUCUUUUAUUGAAAAAUAUUGCUUGAUAAAGUGGUACACGGUGACAUGUAUGGUGUAUUUUUUCUUUUUCUUUACUGUAAGCUCAACAUUAUCAGAUGUUUCUGUUUUUAAUUUUGUCAUCUGUCAGGGGACGUAAUGGAUCUGGGGAAGAAGCUGAGCACUCCUAAGGAUAUAAUGUUGGAGGAGUUAUCAUUGCUAACCAACAGAGGGUCCCGGCUUUUUAAAAUGCGCCAGAGGAGAUCUGACAAAUAUACAUUUGAAAGCAUCCAGAACGAGGCAAACGCACAGCUAAAUGUAAGUCAAGAGAGUUACCCACCGUCUCUGUGUGUUUCUAAACACAGGAGAUGUUUUGAGUUGACUUGUGUUUCCUCAUCACGCACAUUUCAGGGAAUACACUCCUGGAAGAAAAUAAAGUGUCACAACACAUGGAUGAUAUCACAGACAUGUGCAGUGUGAUUUCAGUUUCCUCCUGCCAAAUCUUUAGAGGCUGUUCAUGCACUCAUGCACUUGAUGAGGAGCUGCACCCCUCUUUACUUAUCAGUGCCUGAUGAUGUGGGUCUGUGUGUUUGUGAGAGCAUGCGAGACAGCAGCAGUUACAGAGUAGAUAAACUGACUUCAUGUUUUGUAGCUUAAAUGAUUUAUAUUGUACUUCACUUUUUCCUCUCUUUUUUAUUUUGUGCAGGACAACAUUUUAACCGAAAAUGCAAGCACUGUGGAAAUUACAGUGGAUGCUCCAGCUGAUGGAACUACUGCAAACACAGAAAACACUGAAACAGGUAUAGCUCUGCUGUUCAGUCUGAGAGGCUGUUUAUUUGUUUGUUAAAUCCAUCAUGCUGCAAUAUUUCUUUCAACUUGGAUUUUGACGUUAUAAUCUGACAAAGUUGCGAUUGAAAAAGGAUCUCUACAUCAUCUAUUACAGUGUCAACAAAAAUCAAGCACUGUGCGGUUAUGUAACCCUGUCAUAAUAAUGACGAUGGUAUCAUACAGUCACAACAGCUGGUGUUCCCUCAUUGCAACUUCGUAAGCUAGAAGCCACGUAUAUAACAGUGAUUAUGUAUCCAACCAGGGGAGCUCUAUAUGAUUUAUUUUGUUAUAUUUUAUUAUGCUUGGACGGCAGACAGAGCCCUGUGCUUAUUCUAAAAUUCUCCAGCGGGGAGUCAUUGCAUGUCGACACUUUUUAUGAUGAGUGAACGCUACAGCUAUGUGCUAUUUUAAGGCCUUAGAUCCCAAUGAUGGACAUCUCAGUCUGCCUGUAAGUGUUCUCUAAGCACAGUAUCUAUUCAUAAUCCUUUCCCCUCUAAAGCCUGCAAAAAAAGGAAACAGCUCAGCAUUAACCCGCAACUACAGACCAAAUUGUUAGAUCCUUGUGUUGCACAAUAUCAUCUAGUAGUGACAUUUUUUUCUCUUUGUUUGCUGCUCGACAGAAAACACUGCAGACAAGUCAAGCCCCACAGCUAUGUCAAAGUCCUAUCACUCCCCAUGGGAGCAGGCAAUCCUCAACAAUCCGGAUCUUGCAGAAAGCCUCAAACUUGGAAUGCAAGCACCUGACCCGAGAGCAGAUCUGCCCCUGUACAAAUCCUUCAACAGGUGAGAACUUAACAUUUAGGCCACUACGUCAGAACAUAAAAGAGACAGCCAUUUACUCCUAAUGUCAUCACAGGGUCGCCACUCCAUAUGGUGGCUUUGACAAAGCUCCCAGAGGGAUCACAUUCAAGCUCCCUGAGCUGGACCUGAACCCGCCCAGUUACCCAGAGCUACAAGAACCAGGAAUUAAGCGUCCCACCUUCAACAGGACAGCCCAGGGAUGGAUAUCUGAGGGCACCCAUCUGAUCCUCCCCACCAUUACCCUGGAGCCCAUUCAAGUCCCAGAGUCAGAGGACCUGUAGAUGCUCUUACUGUUUGUUUGUGAUCUGGCAAAGUGGUGUCUGCUGUAGUGUGCUAGCCCAUCAUCAACAACAAUGUCAAUUAGUUACACAGUCACAGAUCCAUACCAGUAUUUUAAAUUGGCACUAUUGAAUGGACAGAAAAUGUUUUCUGCAUUUGUUGACUCGUGUGUUUGGUGAAUACUGGAAUAAACUGGAUUAAAAAUGUCAUGUAAAUAGCAAAAGAAAUGGUCUAUACACAAUUCAAGAAGUCCAGGAGUUUCCUCUGACGCUGAACACAGAGCUGUAAACUUGAAUGAUGUUCAAAUGAAAUGAUGAAUGUGUAAUGUAAAUAAAGAAUGAAACCUUAUUUAUGGAUGGCACACAGCCAGGAAAUAAAGGAAGUUACAUUUAGUUAUUAUUUGUAUGGUAUAUACCAAUCAUGUCAUGGAAAGUUAACAUAUAUAUCUUAUUUGGGAGCCAGGAGGAAAAUGUUGAAAAUGCAGUGCUGCUGGUCUUGCAGGAUAAAAGGUUUUUAGCUGCGCAACAGUUUGAGCUCUCCUUUGUCUAUUUUUUUUCUGUUCUGGUAAGUCAAAUGUUUUUAAAAAAGUGACAAGUCAGGACUGCAUGCAGGCCAGUUUAGCAGCUGGACUGCUCUACUACAGAGACAUGCUUUAGUCUGUUCAAAAUCUAGUCUGGCAUCUUUUUGCUUUUCAAUGUAAGGUCUUCC
This is a messenger RNA of Xyrichtys novacula (pearly razorfish), 4645 nucleotides long. The record is from the annotation of a GenBank genome assembly. Lineage: Eukaryota; Metazoa; Chordata; Actinopteri; Labriformes; Labridae.